This is a messenger RNA of Labeo rohita (rohu), 3924 nucleotides long. Its product is annotated as beta-1,3-galactosyltransferase 2. The transcript has 3 exons. The record is from RefSeq and is a predicted model, not a curated record. NCBI's taxonomy places the organism in Eukaryota, Metazoa, Chordata, Actinopteri, Cypriniformes, Cyprinidae. Gene Ontology annotation, molecular function: N-acetyl-beta-D-glucosaminide beta-(1,3)-galactosyltransferase activity. Gene Ontology annotation, cellular component: membrane. Bases 55 to 1131 code for a protein of 358 amino acids.
GUCAUGGCAUGGAAGAUACGGUGCUUGAUAUGAAAUUCUACUCACAGUGGAAAUAUGGAGGAAGACUGUAAAAAACAAAGUAAAGGCCAGUCAAAUAGUCCAUGCAGAUCUCUUCGCUCAUAUGUCAUAUUGACGGUUUUCCUGGUCCUGCUCCUGUGCUACUACAUCAUCCCUAAUGAAAAGUCAACAUCCUGGGCUAUAGCAGUUGGAUUAUCUCUUCCAGAGAAAUUAGCUGCUCAAACAACUAACGCUUCGCUAAAUAGAGCAGUGACUUCUGCAGAACGCUGGAAACCCCCGGAACCAUAUUAUGUGGCUUACCCAUACAAGUACAAUUUAGUUUUGAAUGAACCAGAGAAGUGCCAGAAGGAAAACCCUUUUGUGAUAUUAAUGGUACCAGUAGCUCCAAGCAAUACAGCUGCCCGGGACACCGUUCGUUCGACUUGGGGAUCGGAGAGGUUGGUUGGGAAAAAGACUGUGAGCAUAUUAUUUCUGUUGGCUCUACCCACUUCAGAAGAUAGAGAAACGCUUCAACAAAAUUUGCUGCAGGAAAGUGAGAAGUAUCAUGACCUUAUACAAAGUGAUUUCUGGGACAGUUACUACAAUCUCACCAUUAAGACAAUGGUAAUGCUAGAAUGGCUGUCUGUUUACUGUCAGAAUGCCCCCUUCGCAAUGAAAGUUGAUGCUGAUAUGUUUCUCAAUGUGAAAAAUUUAGUGGAUAUGCUUCGGUCUGCACCAAAGCAGAACUAUAUGACUGGACUUGUGGCUAGGAAUGCGAUGGUAUUGAGAGACCCCAGAUCUAAAUGGUAUCUUCCAAAAACCGUUUACAGCCCACCGUUAUAUCCACCCUAUGCCCUGGGCUUGGGAUACGUUUUCACUCUAGAUCUGCCAGAGAAACUUAUUGAAGCAGCCCAACAUGUCAAACCAGUUUACAUAGAGGAUGUGUACAUAGGUUUAUGUAUGAAACAUUUAGGACUUCCUCUAACCAAUCCACCUAAUGGAGGCCUGUUUAAUGUCUUCCCUGUGCAAUACAACCGCUGCCGCUAUUCGAAACUCAUAGCCACGACGACACAUAGCAUGAGAGACCAAGUGGAGUUCUGGAAGGAUUUACAGAGACCUGGUCCGUAUUGCUAACAACAAAUAGCUCGAACUGUUGCUUGCCAGUCGUUUUACUACAUGGACAACCAAAAAAAGACUAUAACAAAAGCUGAAGAUGAAAACAGCAUAUAAAUGUUUGAAGAUCAAGGUAAGGUAAAUAAGACUGAAAAACAAAAACAGUUUUAAACCUUAAAAAGACAUUACUUGAACUGUACUAGCAACUGUUUUCGUUCAUCACGUGACAGCCCCCUAAGAUGAACGAAUGACUCGAAAAACCUGAAGACUCGUAACAGGUGAACUAAUUCCAGUACAGAACCUAAUAGGAUGUUGUGCAUGCACGACUGAACGAAUCACUCCCUGAGAUGACUCGUUCUUCCUGAGUCACAUUAAAGAUUCGUUCAAAAUGAAAGAAACGUUGAAGAACGACCCUUUAAUAAUUCGUAGCAUCGUGGACGUACAUCUCAGAGCCUGUGCUACACGAGCUUUUGUGCUUAAAAAUAUAAAAAUUUUUAUUUUGCAAAAAAAGCUAGACAAGACCCUUCUUCCUCGGCUGGGAUCAUUUAGAAGCUGCAUUUAAACUACAUUUUGGAAGUUAAAAUCUGGGCACCAAUGAAAAAUCCUGAAAUGCUUUCCUCCAAAAACAUAAUUUCUUAACGACUGAAGACAGAAAGACAUGAACAUCUUGGAUGACAAGGGGAAUGAAGGGCCAGGUCAGCUGCUCAGCUCUUCCCAAAAAAAGUGAUAUUCAUAGAUAGAUGCUGUAUGCAAAGAAGAGGCCAUAGCUUAACAAGAAGAUUUGUUAAACAAAUUGUAUUGCCAUGAAAAGAAUGGGUGGCAUUUGUAAGCUUUCAGUAGCUAGAGUGUCUUUAAAGCAUUUGUUAAUAUAUGUGGACAUUAGAAAUAGAUAAAUGUAAUGGAAACUAAAAGGAAACUUUUCACAGACUUACACUGAAUCUGAUUAUAGCAUUUUAUGGUUUUAUGUUGAUUUCAGUUGUGUAUUCUCUUUGGACAUUUUUUUUUCACAAGACUGUGUAUUGUAUACAAGUUCAAGAGUGCAAACUUAGACAACAUAUUAAGGGUAUACAUUACUAGUCUGGUACUAAUAGGCAUCCUUCAGGGGUAAAGAAGGUACAAAGGUGUCCCACUAAGGGUACUGCCCCAGUGACAAGCUGUUGUACUACUCAGUGAAUCGCUCUUUAUUAAUUGAUAAUAACUUUAAGCAUUUAAAGGUGUUGUCAGGAAGGUGUUGCAUUCUAUCACCAUUUCCUAGGAAGAAACUGGUGUCUCAGGAGCAAGUCCUUACACGAAAAAUUAUGAAUUCUAAAUGAGUUGGGCUUGUAACCGAAAGGUUGCGAGUUUGAGUCCCAAGUCCGGCAGGGAUUGAAGGUGGGGGAGAGUGAAUAAUCAGCACUCUCUCCACCUUCAAUACCACGACUGAGUCGAGUCCCUUGAGCAAGGCGCCGAACCCCCAACUGCUCUGUGUGUGUGUGUGUGUGUUCACUACUGCAUGUGCACUUGGAUGGGUUAAAUGCAGAGUGCAAAUUCUGAGUAUGGGUCACCAUACUUGGCCACACGUCACGUCACGUCACGUCACGUCCUUUCCUUCCCUUCCUUCCUUCCAUUAAUUAAAAAAAAAAAAUUGACAGGUCAUUCAUGUGUUUUGUUUCUGUCAUGUGACAAAACAACUUGGGAACUAGUAAUUUAUGUUUCUAGGAUGCAAUCAUUGGCUGCAUUAUAUUGAUUUUCUCAAAAAGAAUAUGCUUAAAGAUUGCAUGGAUGUGUUUGAGGAAUUUGACUAUUGAAAAUAUGACAUUUUUAAUCAAGUCAGUAAAAUGAUAUGAUGACCUUCAGUUUAAAUGGCCUGUGAUUGGAGAAGUCUAUGUUCUACUGUCAGGAUUAGCUAAAUAUUCAACAUAUAACUAUUUAUAUAACUAUAUAUAAUAUCUAACUAUAAAAUGUGCCUCUUAUAGUAUCACACCACAUUAAAUUCUGAUAGCACAUUUUUAAUGUUUUAUGUUCCUGAUGGCCCUGAUACAUAAUUUCUUUAAGGCAUUAAAUGCUGUGUUUUUAUCACCCAUGUGCUAAUGCUGUUUAAAUUUAAAUUGUAAAUGUUUUAAUUUGAAAUUCAAAUGCAGGUUCAACUGAAACUGUGUAUAAUCCCACCUGUUAAUAUUUGAUUUGGUAAAAAGUAACAUUUUAUUUCAAUAUUUUAUUAUGGCAUUAAAGCGGAACUACAGACCCAGUGUUUACAAAGGGAACACGCAAAGACUAAGAAAGUCAAACGCUGUUUACAAACAAAAAGGUACAACGAUGUCAGACGAUUCUGAAGUUGUAGGAGAAAAUGAGAUGGAAUUUUUCAUCAUAGUCCACCUUUUUGAGCCGGAGUACACAGACGAUGAACUUAGAAGUGAAUCGUAGUGUCAUGGACACGCAUCCCAGAGCCUGUGCUACACAAGCUUUUGUGCAUAAAAAGUAUACAAAUUUUUAUUUUUCGAAAAAAAUGACAGAUUGUUUCGCUAGAUAAGACCCUUCUUCCUCAACUGGGAUUGUUCAGAGCCCUUUGAAGCUGCAUUUAAACUACAUUUUGGAAGUUCAAAAUCAAUGAAGUCCAUUAUAUGGAGAAAAAUUCUGAAAUGCUUUCCUCAAAAAUGGAUAGUUGGCAUGUGAUAACGCACAUGACAGGAAGCAGGAAAUGCACCUGUAUAAAUACAAACUGACAGACACUAAAUGCAACAGCCACUAAUCUGGUUUGAGGAGUUGCCAUUUUGUGGACCUUCUAGACACAAAUUCAUGGAUUUGGAUUAUGACAUUAUUAUCCACACUAGGACU